Molecule: messenger RNA, 2720 nt
Organism: Castor canadensis (American beaver)
Lineage: Eukaryota; Metazoa; Chordata; Mammalia; Rodentia; Castoridae
Source: RefSeq, a predicted model, not a curated record
ACACGCGGGGACGCGGUGGCGGGAGCUCUGGCUCUAGCCCGACCUCUGGUCCUCCCGCUUCUGAAGUUUGCAAUGGGACCGACUCCCGCCCGGGGAGACCCUGGCCACCCCCUCUGCGUGGGAACUGGAAGGGCUACCCGGGGGGAGGAGGGUGGCGUCUCAUCUGCGGCGCAGCCAACUUUGCGAUUCCUCAGGCUGGCGAGGUGCACUGGGACGUCGGGGCUGGAGAGCCAAUCUAUCUGUUGGGGUCCCCUCGAAGGCUCCAAACCUCCCUCCUAGCGCCCGUCCUGGGGUCACAGAAGAGGCCUCGGUCCCCGGAGACUCCUCGUCCUCUGCCGAGAGCCUCUAUUCUUGGGGUCGCCGCCUCGGGCCACCAUCUGGAGUCCUCCGCGGGGCUGGCCCAGACAGAGGGCGACCCCUCCCCUCCGCCGUGAUCGGCUGGCCUCACCCCCACCAAGUUUAACAAGUUUGGCCAAGAAGUCUUAGAGCCUCCAUGGCUAGGCCUGGUGCUGCCGCUCCGCGUGGGCUCCAUGGGCUCUGAGUUGUGCAGCGUCGGACCAGCAAAGGGGAGAGCCGUUCUCUCCAGGGGCGCGGUCCAUAGGGGUCGAAGCCAGAGACUGGCAGCCCCUGGGCUCCAAGAUUUGGUUUGGAGGCCCGAGGUUUGGAGUGCGUCAUCAGGGAGCAGGCACCUCAGCCGGCAGGUCGGGUUUCCAAAAGUGCCCCUUUGUUAUGCCCCUCCCUGGCCCUGCCUCCUUCUUUCGCUGCGCCACCCCUCCCCCAGCCUCUGGUACACGCCGGACUCGGGUGCCAACCCCACAGACCUAGCUAAGUGUCCCUCUUCGGACCAGCGACUACUACCUCUUGUUCUCUCACAUCCUAGGGCUGUGGGUUGACUGAGAGGCGCUGCUGGGGAAGAAGCCCUUGGGCGCAGCCUGUGACUCAGGACACAGGAUUUGCAAGGCAGAGUGGCAGUGCUCCCUCAAAGAGGCAUACCCCCAGCCCCAAAACUGCCACCAUUCCGUGCUGCGGGGACACCAUGGCUCCAGAAGAAGACACCGGAGGGGAGGCUUUAGGGGGCAGUUUCUGGGAGGCUGGCAACUAUAGGCAGACUGUGCAGAGGGUGGAGGAUGGGCACCGACUGUGUGGAGACCUGGUCAGCUGCUUUCAGGAGCGUGCCCGCAUCGAGAAGACCUAUGCCCAGCAGCUGGCUGAGUGGGCCCGCAAGUGGAGGGGCACUGUCGAGAAGGGCCCCCAGUAUGGCACACUGGAGAAGGCCUGGCACGCCUUCUUCACUGCCGCGGAGCGGCUGAGUGAGCUGCACCUAGAGGUGCGGGAGAAGCUACAAGGGCCCGACAGUGAGCGGGUGCGCACCUGGCAGAGGGGGGCCUUCCACCGGCCAGUGCUGGGCGGCUUCCGGGAGAGCCGGGCUGCAGAGGAUGGCUUCCGUAAGGCCCAGAAGCCCUGGCUAAAGAGACUGAAGGAGGUUGAGGCUUCUAAGAAGAGCUACCACACAGCCCGGAAAGAUGAGAAGACAGCCCAGACCCGGGAGAGUCAUGCGAAAGCAGACAGUGCUGUGUCCCAGGAGCAGCUACGCAAACUACAGGAGCGGGUGGGACGCUGUGCCAAGGAGGCAGAGAAGACGAAAACCCAGUAUGAGCAGACACUGGCAGAGCUGCACCGCUACACUCCACGCUACAUGGAGGACAUGGAGCAGGCCUUUGAGAGCUGCCAGGCUGCUGAGCGCCAGCGGCUUCUAUUCUUCAAAGAUAUGCUGCUUACCUUGCAUCAGCACCUUGACCUCUCAAGUAGUGACAAGUUCCAUGAACUCCACCGAGACCUGCACCAGAGCAUUGAGGCAGCUAGUGACGAGAAGGAUCUGCGCUGGUGGCGCAGUACCCAUGGACCAGGCAUGGCCAUGAACUGGCCACAGUUUGAGGAGUGGUCCUUGGACACACAGAGAGCAAUCAGCCGGAAGGAGAAGGGUGGCCGGAGCCCCAAUGAGGUUACUUUGACCAGCAUCGUGCCCACAAGAGAUGGCACUGCACCCCCACCCCAGUCUCCAGGGUCCCCAGGCAGUGGGCAGGAUGAGGAAUGGUCUGAUGAGGACAGUCCCCGGAAGGCUGCCACUGGGGUGCGGGUACGGGCCCUGUAUGACUAUGCUGGCCAGGAAGCUGAUGAGCUGAGCUUCCGAGCAGGGGAGGAACUGCUGAAGAUGAGCGAGGAGGAUGAGCAGGGCUGGUGCCAGGGCCAGUUGCAGAGUGGCCGCAUUGGCCUGUAUCCUGCCAACUAUGUGGAGUGUGUGGGUGCCUGAAGGCCCUGACAACCCUACUGCAGUGUCUCUCCAUCCUGGGUCAGAGCCCAGCUGCUCCUGGACAGCCAGACCUGAGGCCCUGAACCAUCAUGCUGCUGCUGCCCUCUGUCCCUGAAGAGGGUGGAAGUCCUGGGACUCAGGGAGGGGAGGGGCCUGUGUCUAGGAAGGGUCUGGUAGCGAAGGGAUCUAGGCUGAGGGCAGGAUGGGAGGAUGGAGGUGACAGAAGGGUUCAGGGGUACUUGGCCUUCCACAGCACUUGGGUCUUUCCAGGAGAAGAGGACCCCAUUCCUGGCCUCUGUUUUGGGAUUCCUAGGAUGGGUUUGGGGUGAGUGUAGUUCUGGGUUAGCAGCACCCUAUUUUGUGACUUGUUCUAGUGUAUAUUAAACUUGAUCAAAAAAAAAAAAAAAAA